This is a messenger RNA of Gymnodraco acuticeps, 953 nucleotides long. RefSeq names its product claudin-10-like. Lineage: Eukaryota; Metazoa; Chordata; Actinopteri; Perciformes; Bathydraconidae. Gene Ontology annotation, biological process: cell adhesion; bicellular tight junction assembly. The coding region runs from base 151 to 855 and encodes 234 amino acids. The record is from RefSeq and is a predicted model, not a curated record. The transcript has 5 exons. Gene Ontology annotation, molecular function: structural molecule activity. Gene Ontology annotation, cellular component: bicellular tight junction; plasma membrane.
AGCCGAUCCAUGGAACUUACUGGUGCAGAGUUUAGCUACAUUGUUAACAAGCUUUACUAGCAAGGGAACCAUUAAUCAAUUGAAGGUCUCACUAACCUAAUUGGCCGUCACACAGCAGAGUGGAAGAGUCCUCUCUGCAGAAAGAGCAGCAUGUUUCAGGAGAUAUUGGCCUAUAUUUUAAGCACUUCGGGCUGGGUGCUGGUCUCCUCCACCUUACCGACGGACUACUGGAAGGUUUCUUCACUUGAUGGAACAGUUAUCACCACAGCUACCUACUGGUCGAAUCUCUGGAAGACCUGCGUCACCGAUUCAACUGGAGUCUCCAACUGCAAAGACUUUGCCUCGAUGCUGGCACUGGAUGGCUACAUCCAAGCUUGCAGAGGACUGAUGAUUUCAGCCAUUUGUUUGGGAUUUUUUGGUUCCACAUUUGCUCUUAUUGGAAUGAAAUGCACCAAAAUCGGAGGAACCGACAAAAACAAAGCCAGGAUUGCCUUCUUUGCUGGUGUAAAUUUCCUUUUAAGUGGCAUCUGCUCACUUUCAUCUUGCUCCCUUUAUGCUCACCGGAUUACAUCAGAGUUUUUUGACCCAAUGUUUGUUGCACAGAAGUAUGAACUUGGAGCCGCUCUCUUCAUUGGCUGGUCAGGUUCUAUCCUCUGUAUCCUCGGGGGCACCAUGCUCUGUUUCUCCAUCGCAGGUUCAAAGAGCCGCAGUCAGGCAAACUAUAUCUACAAAGGUACUGCUUCUCAUAUCUCCUCCUACCCGAGAGGGCAGGCAAAGCCUGUGACCCAGAGGCCGCCUCCAGACUACAGCAACUCCUCCAGGAUGCAGCACUUUGAUAAGAAUGUUUAUGUGUGAGGAAUGUCAAUAUAAAACACUUGAAGUUGAAGCCACCAAUGAAUCUUAAAAAAUGUAAUCUAUACUAUGUAAAAGAUACAGCAUACUAUGACACAUGG